AUGGCGAACUCAAGUUUAAGCAAGUCCUGUCUACCUCAAUUUUGUUCUCAAAGAAUCAAUAGCUAUUGCCUUGAUUAUGAUUAUUCAAUCUUACACUUAGGCACGAAAGAGAAAAGGCUGUCAGUCCAAGCAAGUUGCCCUGAGGGAACAGCACCCUACUAUGAAUUACAGCAGUUCCUAGCCUGGGCAUCAUAUCAUCACUUUUAUAUUAGAUACGCUAUUUAUUCAUAUGAAUUAGUCAUAACACCACAAUCCACCAGACCUGAAGGAAGCAAACAAAGCCGGCUUACCCUAAACUCCUCUCCUGCGCCUAUUGCGAUUGAGAGCUUUUCCUUUCCCGCAGGUUAA
Messenger RNA from Beta vulgaris subsp. vulgaris (sugar beet), 348 nucleotides. NCBI's taxonomy places the organism in Eukaryota, Viridiplantae, Streptophyta, Magnoliopsida, Caryophyllales, Amaranthaceae. The record is from the annotation of a RefSeq genome assembly.